AGCGAAAAAAUCGAAAAUGAGUGGAGGAAAAGACGAAGCCAGCGACAAAGCGCUCCUAAAAAUCCUAAAAUCUAAAUCACCGAACACAAUUGCCAUUUUCUCACGAGGCGAAUACUUUUCUGUGUAUGGCGAUGACGCCACCUUUGUCGCUACUAACAUUUUCAAGAGUGAUGUUUGCGUCAAAACGUUCACUUUAUCAACCGACAAUUCUCAACAAAUGAAGUACAUUUCCGUAAAUCGUGGACAAUACGAGAAGGUCGUUCGUGAAACCAUCGUACUGCUCAGAUGCUCCGUUGAGCUAUACUCGAGUGAACAGGGAGAGUGGAAAAUGACGAAGCGUGGAUCUCCAGGAAAUACUGUGGAUUUUGAGCAAGAAAUUGGAGUGUCAGAUCAGGCUCCGAUUCUUGCAAUCUAUAUUCAUCCAGGAGAUGAUGAUAAUCGAGUAACAUUGUGCGCUUGGGAUGCUGGAAAUGUUCGCAUUGUGAUCAGUGAAUACAUCGAUACUCCUUCUUUUUCUCAAACGGAACAAUGCAUUUUUGGACUAUGCCCCACAGAAUAUAUUCUAGUGAAUGAAGGAUCAGUUGCACCGAAGGCUAAGAAAAUAGCAAGCAUGUUCACGAGAAUGGAGGUUCACAACAAGCAACAGCUGAAGCCAAAGUCACAAUGGAGCGAUGUAAUCGAGUCGGUUCAUCUGGAUUAUAAAGAUGAAGCCGAAAAACAAAACGAAAACAUCAAGGAAUGCCUUCAAAUUCUACACUCGAACGCAGCCGAUGAAUACAGUAUUUCUGAGAAGUAUAGUAUUUUCAAUUACGGAACUCAUGGAAAUAUGCUGAUUGAUUCAUGUGCUGUGGAGGCUCUGGAGCUUUUCCAAUUGAAUUAUAAUUAUUUGGAGAAAUCGAAUAAUUUGACGCUCUACAAUGUUUUAAACAAAUGCAAGACUCUUCCUGGAGAGAAGUUGCUCCGUGAUUGGCUUUCUCGUCCACUUUGCCAGAUCGAUCACAUCAACGAGCGACUGGAUAUUGUUGAAGCUUUGUUCGAGAAUCAGACAAUCCGUCAGAAGCUCCGCGAUUCCAUUCUUGCAAGAAUGCCAGAUUGCUCUCAACUAGCUCGUCGUCUCAUGAGAAAAUGCACUCUUCAGGAUCUCAAUCGAUUCUACCAAGCUGCAACUCUUCUCGAGACUGUCGAAAUGCAAUUGAUUCAACUUUCAGAAGCUGAACAGUUUGCCCCAUCGAUUAAUCGUCUUCUUAAAUCAGAAAUCACCGAAAUUCUGAAGAAAGUCGAACGAUUCCAAGUGCUCUGUGAUGAGUUCUUCGAUUUCGACUAUGAGAAGGAGAACAAAGAGAUUCGUGUUCGCGUCGAUUUUGUUCCAGAGAUCCAGGAGAUUAGUGAGAAGCUGGAGCAAAUGGAGAGAGUCGCGGAGAAGUUGCGCAAGAAAUAUUCCGCGAAAUUCGAAUGCGACAAUUUGAAGUUGGAUAAGAAUUCUCAGUAUGGAUUUUAUUUCCGAGUCACUUUGAAGGAAGAAAAGUCGAUCCGCAAAAAAGAUGUUCAUAUUCUCGAAACAACAAAGGGCAGUGGCGUGAAGUUUUCGGUUGGAGAGCUCAGCGACAUUAAUGAUGAGUUCCUCGAAUUCCAUCUGAAAUACACCAGGGCAGAAGAGGAGGUUAUCUCGAUGCUGUGCAAGAAAGCCGAAGAAUUUAUUCCAUUGAUUCCUGCUAUGGCUCAGCUCAUCGCAACUCUCGACGUCUUCGUCUCACUUUCCACAUUUGCCGCCACCUCAUCCGGGAUCUAUACUCGACCGAAUCUUCUUCCUCUUGGAUCGAAGCGUCUCGAGUUGAAACAAUGUAGACAUCCGGUUAUUGAAGGAAAUAGUGAAAAACCUUUCAUUCCGAAUGAUGUGGUUCUUGAUAAAUGUCGCUUGAUCAUUCUCACCGGAGCCAACAUGGGUGGAAAGAGCACUUACCUCCGAUCAGCAGCUCUUUCCAUUCUUCUCGCCCAAAUCGGAUCGUUCGUUCCAUGCUCCUCCGCUACAAUUUCGGUCGUUGAUGGGAUUUUCACACGAGUUGGUGCAUCCGACAAGCAAUCGCAAGGAAUUUCCACAUUUAUGGCUGAAAUGCUCGAUUGCUCUGCGAUUCUUCAAAGAGCCACUAAGAAUUCAUUCGUGGUAAUUGAUGAACUUGGAAGAGGAACUUCGACGUUUGAUGGAUUUGGAAUAGCAUCGGCUAUUGCACAGGACAUUUUGAAUCGUAUCCAAUGUCUAUCCAUCUUCGCCACACAUUUCCAUGAGAUGGGAAAACUCGCUGAACAGCCGGGAGCUGUUGCCCUUCAAAUGGGAGUUCAAAUCGAGAAUAAUGAAAUUCACAUGCUCUACAAGGUUUUCGAGGGAGUUGCACAGUGCUCCUUCGGCCUCCAAGUUGCCAAAAUGGUUGGAAUCGAUGAAAAUGUCAUUAAUAAAGCGGCCCAACUUCUGGAAGGCCUCGAGAAGAAGCUUGUCAUCGAUAGCAAGAAGAAGAAGGAACUUCUCGAAUCAGCAGAUAUCCGACAAGCCAUUCUCAGCCUUGUCAAAUAACUCAAUUUCAUAUUUUAUCUUCCUACAAUUCACGUAUUUUGUUUUAAAUUGUGAAUAAACCUAUUAUUAGAAUAU
This is a messenger RNA of Caenorhabditis elegans, 2641 nucleotides long. It is a transcript of the gene msh-2, whose product is annotated as DNA mismatch repair proteins mutS family domain-containing protein. Lineage: Eukaryota; Metazoa; Nematoda; Chromadorea; Rhabditida; Rhabditidae. Gene Ontology annotation, biological process: mismatch repair. Gene Ontology annotation, molecular function: mismatched DNA binding; ATP binding; ATP-dependent DNA damage sensor activity. The record is from RefSeq and is marked reviewed.